Molecule: messenger RNA, 807 nt
Organism: Lodderomyces orthopsilosis Co 90-125
Lineage: Eukaryota; Fungi; Ascomycota; Pichiomycetes; Serinales; Debaryomycetaceae
Product: nucleoporin
Exons: 1
Coding region: 1-807 (268 amino acids)
Biological process (GO): endoplasmic reticulum tubular network organization; membrane organization
Cellular component (GO): membrane; endoplasmic reticulum
Source: RefSeq, a predicted model, not a curated record
AUGCCAUCAGCAACAACUAAAAACUCCACUCCUUCGGCAAAUUCUACCUCAAAGGGUAAAGUGGACACUGAAAAAUUAUUGGGAUUAGUAUACACAUUACAAUUUGCUUGGUUUGUUGGUAAUGUUCUCACCGUCAUCGGUUUCAUUGGAAGUACUUUGACUUUCCUCAGAAUCUUACCAUCUUUAUACAAAUUAGACUACUUGAUUACAUUAUUAGGGGUGUUGAUUUCGUUUGGUAUUUUAGUUUUCCAAUUGGUUCAAAAGAAUGGACUUAGAUUUGGUAUUUUGAUUAGAGAUGAUAAUACUCAUUAUAUCUUAUUAGGUGGAUUCUUAUUAUUCCUUAGACCUUAUGUUUGGUUGACUUUAGUUCCAUUUGCUAUAUUUUCAACAUUCCAUGUUUUGGCUUAUGUUAAUGGAUAUAUUUUACCAUUAGUUGGAUUAGACAAGAGUAAUUUAUCAACCACAAUUACCAAUUUUGUUAGUCAAAACAAUGCUAAAUCAAUUGAAGCUGCUAGUGGUAUUGAAUUGGUAACUUAUGUUUGGUUACUUUUGAGAAUGAUUACUUUUAGAAAAAGAUCGUUGAGUCCAGUAUUGGUUUACACUGUCUUUUUGAAGAAGAGAUAUGAAGUUAGUGCUUUUACUAGGAGUUAUGUUAAAGCAGUGGCUGAUGCUGGUGAUAAGAUUGUUAAUGAUGUAAAUCAUCCAGUAUUGCAUGAUUUUUGGGCCAAGAUUAGAAAUGUGUUUGGAAUUGUUGAUAAGUAUAAAUUGGUUAAUGAUUACACUCAACAGGAAGAAAAGACAAAAUAG